AUGGAAGGAACGAGCUCCCAUGUGGCUUGUUUUUCCAAAGCCCAAAUUUCCUCAAUCAUAGUUAUUCUUCGGUCAAAAUCAUUUAAUGCUUUUGACACAGAUUUGGACUUAGAUUUGAUCUUAGAGAAGAAGGAUGGCCAAGAAGAUAAUGCCAUUAUGAAACAAGUAGAUAAUUCGAUGGAGUUGACAAUUGGUGCAAAAAAGAAAGUGAUGCAUUCGAGUAAUGGCCACUCAUAG
Dovyalis caffra is the source of this 237-nucleotide messenger RNA. Lineage: Eukaryota; Viridiplantae; Streptophyta; Magnoliopsida; Malpighiales; Salicaceae. The record is from the annotation of a GenBank genome assembly.